Didymella exigua CBS 183.55 is the source of this 615-nucleotide messenger RNA. RefSeq lists its product as uncharacterized. The transcript has 2 exons. NCBI's taxonomy places the organism in Eukaryota, Fungi, Ascomycota, Dothideomycetes, Pleosporales, Didymellaceae. The coding region runs from base 1 to 615 and encodes 204 amino acids. The record is from RefSeq and is a predicted model, not a curated record.
AUGCGCGAAAGCUGGUGUCAUCUCAGCGGCUGCUGCGAACAGCAGCAGGUCGCGCACGUCGUGCCCCAGUCCGAGCUCGGCUGGUGGCGAGCGAAAGGCAUGUCGCGCUACAACACAGGCGUGACUGCCACGCUCGACGACAUGGCCAACGCCUUCCUCCUUUGCGCUGACCUGCACAUUGCCUUCGACGCGCCCCGUCUUGCAUUUGUGCCCAAGCCCGCCACCAAUGGCAGCAUGCGCCUCGUCGCACACGUGCUUGGAUCCUCGCCCGAGCUCGAGCUUCUCUACCACAACCGCGAGCUGCACCCUACUGCAGUCGGCGCAGACAUAUUGUACGCGCGCUUCGCAUGGUCCAUCUUCCCCCUGCUUCGUGCCUUCCUGGAGAGCGACACCGACCGCCGUCUGACCUUGCGUGCUUCUGGCGCGCAUCUGGCCGACGCCCGAGGUUUCGUCGCUGCCGCUGAUUGCGAGCGUUUCUCGACUGCUGCGAACUGGAGGCGGUCGCAAAGUCCGAAGAAGCGGAAACCAGAACGCGGCCCUGCCGGUAAAACUCUGUCAGCCAAUGAGGUAGAACGCUGGUUUGAAGGCAUUGGUCACGAAGUCAGAGAGGUGUAA